Panonychus citri (citrus red mite) is the source of this 856-nucleotide messenger RNA. RefSeq names its product cdc42 homolog (gene Cdc42). Gene Ontology annotation, molecular function: GTP binding; GTPase activity. The record is from RefSeq and is a predicted model, not a curated record. Bases 114 to 689 code for a protein of 191 amino acids. Lineage: Eukaryota; Metazoa; Arthropoda; Arachnida; Trombidiformes; Tetranychidae. Gene Ontology annotation, biological process: small GTPase-mediated signal transduction. The transcript is spliced from 2 exons.
GUUUAUGAAAUAUCGCUCAUCAUUUUAUUAUUUAUUUUUGAUGAAAGGCCUGAAUUCCUUUGUAUUGUCUUUUAUUCUAAUUGUGUUUCUUAUUUAAUUGGAAUUGAUUAAUUAUGCAAACAAUCAAAUGUGUUGUAGUUGGUGAUGGAGCGGUUGGUAAAACCUGUCUCUUAAUUUCUUACACAACAAAUAAGUUUCCAUCGGAAUAUGUUCCAACAGUAUUUGACAAUUAUGCGGUCACUGUUAUGAUCGGUGGUGAACCUUACACCCUUGGAUUAUUUGAUACUGCUGGUCAAGAAGAUUAUGAUAGAUUGCGGCCCUUAAGUUAUCCACAGACCGAUGUUUUUCUUGUCUGUUUCUCUGUUGUAUCACCUUCUUCAUUUGAAAAUGUUAAAGAAAAAUGGGUACCCGAGAUAACCCAUCAUUGCCAAAAAACACCUUUCCUUUUAGUUGGUACACAAACUGAUCUUCGAGAUGAUGCUGCGACCGUUGAAAAGUUAGCUAAAAACAAGCAGAAACCGAUUACUCUGGAACAAGGAGAAAAAUUAGCAAAAGAAUUGAAAGCUGUUAAAUAUGUUGAAUGUUCGGCUCUUACUCAAAGAGGAUUGAAAAAUGUAUUCGAUGAAGCAAUUCUGGCCGCUUUGGAACCACCCGAACCUAAACCAAGACGUCGCUGCAACAUCCUUUAAAAUCACAACAAAAUUUCAACACAAACACAACAACAACAACAACCACACACACAUACACACAUACAACAACAAAAAAUCAAAAAAAAAUCGGCUUAUAAGGGAGAGAGAAUAAAAUAAAAACUUUAAAUGAAAUAAAUAAAAGCUUUUUUAAUUAGUUGUUUUGUAAA